AUGAGUCGUGGCCAACGUCUUGAUCCCAUAUACGAGGAAAUCACACCCGCGGACCAUCAAAUUUUAUGCCUUGGAGGCACAUCGUCCAACCUCGAGAGACUGCAGUCUCGGUUGCAAGGAGCAAAGCGGAAAUCGCCAGACUCCAGAAUCCAGCUGGAAGAAACUGCGUAUGAGAUGAGCUAUCUCAAGGCCGAGCUUCAGUGGCAUAAAGAGACCAAACAGAUACUCUUGCAGUUCCAAGAAAGCGUGUUUGAUAUCUUUGGCUCCCUGGAAGAUGCCCUCGCCCGAGCAACCGCGCGCCUGCACGAGUCGGAACGUCAAUAUCUGAUGCUUUGGGAAUCCAAUUCUAAAUGCGGAACUGGGGGUUUCUUCUGA
Molecule: messenger RNA, 375 nt
Organism: Penicillium bovifimosum
Lineage: Eukaryota; Fungi; Ascomycota; Eurotiomycetes; Eurotiales; Aspergillaceae
Exons: 1
Coding region: 1-375 (124 amino acids)
Source: RefSeq, a predicted model, not a curated record